UCAGGGGAGGAAGGAGAAGAAGGAAACAGAAAGAAAAGCGGUGUUUUUAGGACACAAAUACAUUUUAGCUGUUAAAGUGCUCAGAGAAUACAUUACAGUCAGUGACUUUAUCAGCAGCAAUAGGUCGUCUUAAAAUGAACUAAAGCGCGAACAGCUGAGCGGAGGUUAUCAUGGCACUGAAAAGAAUACACAAGGAACUGCAGGACCUGCAGAAAGACCCACCCGCACAGUGUUCUGCUGGACCCGUCGGGGACGACAUGUUUCAUUGGCAGGCGACCAUAAUGGGUCCGGCUGAGAGCCCUUAUAAUGGAGGAGUGUUUUUUCUCACCAUCCACUUCCCGACUGACUACCCAUUCAAGCCACCAAAGGUAGCGUUUACAACAAAGAUUUAUCAUCCAAAUAUAAACAGCAAUGGCAGCAUCUGUUUGGACAUCCUGCGCUCACAGUGGUCUCCAGCACUAACGGUGUCUAAAGUUUUGCUGUCCAUAUGUUCGUUGCUUUGUGAUCCCAAUCCAGAUGACCCUUUAGUUGCAGAAAUAGCCAACAUCUACAAGAACAACAAAGCAAAAUACGACUCCACAGCAAAAGAGUGGACCAUGAAAUACGCCAUGUAAAAGAAAAACCCAACACCACUGUUUCUUCCUUUCUUAAAGUCACAACACACUGUCAAAGAUAAUCAGGAAGUAAUGUUAAUCGUCGUGCUUGUUCUCCACAUGAUUAAUGGUCAUGUGAUUGUGAGGGUUUAUUGGUUUGUCACAGGUAGGAAAUAUCAACUUUUCACCUCUGCCUUAAGAUUCAGCUGUGGGGUUUUGGGAUGUGAUCUCGACAUUGUCCAGAAGAGGGUAGGAUGUCCCACGUUGAGACACUGAUCAGCUCCAUCUUCAGGGAGGUCUUGAAGGACGGACUCCUCCUGCCUGAUGGUGGAGCCGGCGGCGCAGGCUUUGAAUGAAACAACAUCCUGCUGUAGCCGUCCCGCUCCGCGGUAUCACCGCCAUUAUGGGAGUAAAACUCAUCGAGAAGAAGGUUUUAGACCCCUUCAGACAUGGUGCAGCGCUGUGGCUGACAUCAGGUCUUUUAAAUGUCAGGAAAAUCAUGAUUUAUCUUCACACUUGUCCAACUUUGCUAAAAUGCUUUUCUUCCUGUGUAUCAAACAGAUCUUUAAGGCCUUUGUGGUACUUUUGUACUGGAUUAAAAUGGUACAUUUUUAUCAUGA
Molecule: messenger RNA, 1213 nt
Organism: Thalassophryne amazonica
Lineage: Eukaryota; Metazoa; Chordata; Actinopteri; Batrachoidiformes; Batrachoididae
Product: ubiquitin-conjugating enzyme E2 D2-like
Exons: 7
Coding region: 171-614 (147 amino acids)
Biological process (GO): ubiquitin-dependent protein catabolic process; protein polyubiquitination
Cellular component (GO): nucleus
Molecular function (GO): ubiquitin conjugating enzyme activity
Source: RefSeq, a predicted model, not a curated record